Laetiporus sulphureus 93-53 is the source of this 4582-nucleotide messenger RNA. Its product is annotated as ABC protein. The record is from RefSeq and is a predicted model, not a curated record. Gene Ontology annotation, molecular function: ATP binding; ATP hydrolysis activity; ABC-type transporter activity. Gene Ontology annotation, biological process: transmembrane transport. Gene Ontology annotation, cellular component: membrane. The transcript has 43 exons. NCBI's taxonomy places the organism in Eukaryota, Fungi, Basidiomycota, Agaricomycetes, Polyporales, Laetiporaceae. Bases 364 to 4218 code for a protein of 1284 amino acids.
CUGCCAUUCACCAGUGGAAAGUGUAGUAGAGGCUACUAGCGCAUAUAAUCGAACACUUGGGGGGCUCGAGAUACGCCAUGCAAGUUCACUUGUUAGGCGAGAGCUCAUAUGUUUUCGUUUCCCUUUUUCUGUUUUGACAUCACCGCUUGCACGAGUCCGACGCAACUCUGACCCGGCAUCCCACAGACACUCGGCUACCAACGCACCUUGCAAGCAACUGACCUCUGGAAGCUGGACGAGUCGCGCGAGGCGGGCGUGCUCGGCGCGAAGUUCGACGCCGCCUGGGCACGCCGCAUUCAGGCCGCAGACGAGUGGAACGCCCGCCUCGCGAGUGGAGAGGCGCAGCCUGGGUGGCGACUUCGCAUGCGAUGGUGGCUGCGCGCUUGUGGGAGCCGCGAGCGCGGGAAAGAAUUUGAACGGCGGUGGAGGAAGGGCGAGGGUAAGCGGGAGGCGAGCAUCGCGUGGGCCCUCAAUGAUGUGUUUGGGUGGCGAUUUUGGACCGGUGGCGUGUUCAAGGUCAUCGGUGACACCUCGCAGCUCAUGGGGCCGCUGCUUGUCAGGGCAAUAAUCAACUUUGCUAGAGAGCGCGUCGCGGCGCAGGCUGCGGGGGAGGCCCCACCGCGCAUUGGGCGUGGCGUCGGCAUGGCCAUUGGCCUCUUUUGUACGACUGUCACAGCAAGCGUGUGCACGCACCAGUUCUUCUGGCGCUCGAUGACGUCGGGCCUGCUCGUGCGCGCGGCGCUGAUCAGUUCGAUCUACAAGCGGGGCGUUGCACUGACGGGCAAGGCACGCACGAAGAUUCCGAACGCAAAGUUGGUGACGCAUAUAUCGACUGAUGUCAGUCGGGUUGAUGCCUGUGCUCAGUGGUUCCACGCAACAUGGACGGCUCCGAUUCAAGUGACAAUCUGCCUCAUCAUCCUGCUCGUAGAGCUCGGGCCAUCUGCACUUGCAGGCUUCUCUCUUUUCCUCUUGAUCAUCCCCAUCCAGGAGCGCGCCAUGUCCUUCCAGUUCUCCACGGGCAAGCGCACGCUACGCUGGACGGACAUGCGGAGCAAGCUGAUUCUGGAGGUCCUUGGCGCAAUGCGUGUGGUGAAAUACUUCUCGUAUGAGGAGCCGUUCCUUAAGCGCCUGUCCGAUAUCCGAGAUAACGAGCUCAAGGGCAUCAAGAAAGUGCAGCUCGCACGAUCGGCAAACAUUGCGUCCGCCUUCUCAGUCCCGACGCUGGCGGCCACGCUGUCAUUCGUUGCCUACACCUCCACGAAUAAUUCAUUCAACGUCGCCACGAUAUUCUCGUCUCUGUCUCUUUUCCAGCUCCUCCGCCAACCGCUCAUGUUUCUCCCGCGCGCCCUCUCCGCGACCACAGACGCGCAGAACGCGCUCGAGCGCCUGAAGGGUCUCCUUCACGCGGAGCUUGCAGAUGGCGAAGCGUUCACCAUCGACCCCGCGCAAGACGUGGCGCUCAUUGUGGAGGAUGCGACGUUCGAGUGGGAGGAAAGCCCAUCCGCAAAGGAGGCGCAGGAGAAGGGGAAGGGGAAGGCGGCAGCAAAAGCGGCCGAGAUCGAAGGCGAGAAUGAGGGGGCGGCCGCGCCGUUCCAGGUGCAGGAUAUUACUAUGAAGGUGCCGAGAGGCACGCUCGCCGCUGUCGUGGGAUCUGUUGGCAGUGGCAAGUCGAGUCUGCUGCAAGGUCUCAUCGGCGACAUGCGUAAGGUGAAAGGCCACAUCUCCUUUGGAGGAAAGGUUGCCUACUGCUCGCAGACGGCAUGGAUACAGAAUGCAACCUUGAGAGAGAACAUCCUUUUCGGUCAGCCGUUCGAUGAGGACAAGUACUGGAAAGCGAUCGAGAAUGCCUCCCUUCUUACUGACCUUGAGGUGCUGCCUGAUGGCGAUCUCACCGAGAUCGGAGAGAAGGGCAUCAACCUGAGUGGUGGGCAGAAACAGAGGGUCAAUAUUGCACGGGCGUUGUACUACGAUGCUGACGUUGUCAUCUUUGAUGACCCGCUAUCUGCAGUCGAUGCGCACGUAGGGAAGGCGUUGUUUGCUGAUGCUAUCCUUGGAGCAUUGCGUGGACACGGGAAGACGGUUAUCCUUGUCACCCAUGCCUUGCAUUUCCUAUCUCAGUGUGACCACAUCUACACAAUCCAGAAUGGACGUAUCGAGGAGCAAGGGACAUUCUCCGAGCUGAUCAAUAACGAACGUGAAUUCUCUCGCCUGAUCAAGGAAUUUGGGGGUACGACUUCCCAGGAAGAAGGAGCUGAUGCUGAGGAAGAGGCGAUCGAGGUACAAACAGCGCCCACAACGAAAGCCGUCGACGAGGCCAAGAUCAAGUCUGACGCCAUCAAGCGCUCAGCCGCUGGUACGGGAAAGCUGGAGGGCAGAUUGAUAGUUCCGGAGAAGAGGACAACGGGGUCUGUCAGCUGGAGAGUGUACGGAGAGUAUCUCAAAGCGGGAAAGGGAUAUGUGACGUUCCCCAUUCUCCUGCUAUGUGUUCUCCUCAUGCAGGGUAGCACCAUCAUGAACACUUACACGCUGAUUUGGUGGGAAGAAGAUGAAUGGGGUCGUCCCAAUUCUUUCUUCCAGAUCUUGUAUGCAUGCCUAGGUAUAGGCCAGGCUGUCUUCACAUUCACAGUAGGUGCUACCAUGGAUAUCAUGGGAUCAUUCGUUUCCCGCAAUCUGCACCAUUCAGCAAUCCGCAGUAUAUUCUAUGCUCCGAUGUCCUACUUCGACACCACACCUACUGGUCGUAUUCUCGGCAUCUUCGGCAAGGACAUUGAAAACAUCGACAACCAGCUUCCUGUUUCCAUGCGCCUCUUCGUUCUGACCAUCGCUAACGUUGUCGGGAGCGUGAUCAUCAUUACAGUAUUGGAAUACUACUUUAUCAUUGCGAUUGCUAUCAUUGCUUUUGGGUACAACUACCUCUCGAAAUUCUACCGUUCCAGUUCAACAGAAUUGAAGCGGAUAGAUGCAAUGCUUCGUUCCAUCUUAUACGCUCAUUUUGCUGAAUCGCUGUCUGGACUGCCUACGAUACGCAGUUACGGUGAAACCAAUCGCUUUCUCAGAGACAACGAGUAUUACAUCGAUCUCGAGGACCGAGCGGCAUUCUUGACAGUUACGAAUCAGAGAUGGCUCGCCCUCCGGCUCGAUACGCUCGGCGGAAUCAUGACGUUCACGGUCGCAAUGCUCACGGUCACCGACGUAGCAGGGAUUAGUCCGGCACAGAUCGGCCUGGUAUUAACCUAUUCGACUUCCUUGGUUCAAAUGUGCAAUGUCGUCACCCGGCAGUCUGCUGAAGUUGAGAAUUACAUGAGCUCCAUCGAGCGCGUCGUCCAAUAUAGCCAGCCUGGCCGGGUAGAGCAGGAGGCCCCGCAUGAAAUCGCCGAUCGCAAACCUCCUGCAGAGUGGCCCGCUCGAGGUGCAAUUGAGUUCAAGGAUGUGACCAUGAGGUAUAGGCCAGGACUACCCUUGGUGCUUAAAGGGCUGUCCCUAAGUAUUCGGGGAGGCGAAAAGAUCGGCGUCGUUGGCAGAACGGGCGCUGGGAAGUCCACGUUAAUGCUCGCUUUGUUCCGCAUAGUGGAUUUGGCUUCCGGCUCGAUAACGGUUGAUGACAUCGACAUCUCCACGAUUGGCUUGAGAGAUCUUCGGUCCAAGAUAUCCAUUAUCCCGCAGGAUCCAUUGUUAUUUAGUGGGACAAUACGAUCGAAUUUGGAUCCAUUCGACCAAUACCCCGAUCAUCGCCUAUGGGAUGCGCUCCGUCGAUCCUUCCUCGUGGAUUCUACAAGCAAUGACGAACAAUCACCUCAAGAUGGCAACCAAGCACCCACAAACAGGUUUAAUCUUGACACGGUGAUUGAGUCAGAAGGAGCAAAUUUGAGCGUGGGGGAGCGUAGUCUGCUGAGCCUUGCUAGGGCUUUGGUGAAGGAUAGCCAGGUUGUCGUGCUUGAUGAAGCAACAGCUUCUGUCGAUCUGGAGACGGAUUCCAAGAUACAACAUACCAUUCAGACCCAAUUCAGUCAGAAGACCUUGCUCUGUAUAGCGCAUCGUCUCCGUACCAUCAUCUCGUAUGACAGGAUCCUUGUCCUCGACUCGGGAAAAAUAGCUGAGUUCGACGCGCCGCUUAACUUGUUCUACAUGCAAGAUGGUAUCUUCCGCGGCAUGUGUGAACGCAGUGGCAUCACAGCGGCUGAAAUUGAGAAGGCCUCUGUCCGAGCGUCAGUUAUAUAGAAGCAAUUCGGAUCUUCUCAUACGGACAGGAAUUUCAUGGAUGUGUUGCAGAUCUAAACGUGUCACUAGACGAGUUUACAAUUAGAUGACAUGUAACAGCGUUUUGACAAUAGAUCCGCUACGGUCGAAAAGCACGACGUUCUACAAGUACAGUACCGCAUGGGCAUCACCAAAUUACCUGGAACAAGCGAUACUAAGGCCGACUGUAUGGAAGAGGGUUAAGAGGAAUUUUUGGUACGUUAUGCGGAACCGGUGAAUCCAGCAACAGGUAGGUCGUAAGUCAUAUUGUUGGAACUAUUGCUUGGAAGAGAACCCAUCCAGUUGAAGCCUGCAUGAGAAUGUCAGUUGGAUGAUAUCACCCAUG